Molecule: messenger RNA, 3507 nt
Organism: Balaenoptera musculus (blue whale)
Lineage: Eukaryota; Metazoa; Chordata; Mammalia; Artiodactyla; Balaenopteridae
Product: guanylate cyclase 2G-like
Biological process (GO): protein phosphorylation; intracellular signal transduction; receptor guanylyl cyclase signaling pathway
Molecular function (GO): ATP binding; peptide receptor activity; guanylate cyclase activity
Source: RefSeq, a predicted model, not a curated record
AUGGCUCCCAGGACAGGUGCUGAGGCCCCACUCGGAUCUGGGCUCUGUUUGGGGGUUGAAUGCCAAGCUGGCCACCCAACCUUAGUUCUGAUGCCCUUUGUCAGUGUCCUGGUGACGUGGCUUGAGGCUGCUAAACUCACCGGGGGGUUCCAGGCCCCCUGGAACAUCUCCCAUCCAUUCAAUGUGCAAAGGCUGGGUGCCGGACUCCAGACUGCCGUGGACAAGGUCAACUCUGAGCUGGCAGACUUCGGAAAUCUCAGCUGGGAGUUUACUUACGCCAAUUCAACCUGCAGCGCCAAGGAGUCUCUUGCUCUUUUCAUCAACCAGGUCCAGAAAGAAGAAAUUUCUGCCCUGUUUGGACCAGCAUGCCCAGAAGCAGCAGAGGUUAUUGGUUUGCUGGUCCCCAUGUUUGACUUGGUUGGACAAACAGCAAAACUGGAGAACAACUUCUUAUAUGACACCUAUGUGAAACUUGUGCCAUGCAUGCACAGAGUCGGUGAUGUGCUCCAGAAAAGCCUCCAGUACCUGGGCUGGAAACACAUUGGGAUGUUUGGAGGUCACUCUGGGACUUCCUCCUGGGAUGGAGUGGAUGAGUUGUGGAGGGUCGUAGGGAAUGAACUCAAAUCCCAUUUCACCAUCACCGUCAGCAUGAAAUACACCAACAACAAUCCAGCCUUCCUUCAAGAGAAUCUUAGGAGCCUGUCAUUGAUUUCCAGGGUUCUUAUCUUAAUCUGCAGCUCAGAAGAUGCAAAACUUAUCCUGCCGGCUGCAGAGAACCUGGGACUCCACACAGGAGAAUUCGUCUUUAUCAUUUUGCAGCAGCUGGAGGACAGUUUUUGGAAGGAGGUAUUGACAAAUCAGAAGGUGAUGCACUUUCCCUCAGUCUACAAGUCAGUGAUUCUCACAGCCCUCAGCUCCUCCCGAGAAGGCCCUGGAGAUGAAGGCUUCCGAGAGCAGGUCCACCGAAGGCUGCGGGGGCCGCCCUUCCACGGCCCCCUCCACAUGCUGGAGCAGGUGAGCCCUUACCCUGCCUACUUUCACGAUGCAGUCCUGCUGUAUGCUGAGACCGUGAAGGAGAUGAUAACGGCCAGAAGGGAUUUCUGGGAUGGGCGGCAGCUCGUCAUCACUCUGAAAGGCUCCAAUCGGACUGCUUUGCAGGGAAUCACCGGCCCUGUGUUUGUGGACUUCCAGGGAGAAAGGCGCAUGGAUUACCGGGUCUAUGCCCUACAGAAGUCCCCAAACGGGCCCCUCUUUCUUCCUUUUCGUCAUUAUGACAGCUUUCAGGAAGUCAUCAGCUGGGCAGGUCCCACAGCCCCAGUGUCUCAGGGAGAGGCCCUGGCCCUGGGCGAUGAUGGAGCACAGCGCCUCCUACAGGUUGGCACUGACCUUUCAUUGUCUUCUUUUUUUUUUAACACCCAUGGGGAAUUUCUCCACGGUUCCCUUCCUGAAGACAGACGUGGCUGUGGAUUUUCCAAUGAGCUCUGUGAAACUGAGCCUGCUUUUGCAGAUCAGUUAACGAUAUGCCCUCCAGGUGUGACUGCUGUGAUUUUCACCGUAACCCUCCUGAUUACCAACCUGGGAGCUGUCGUCAUAGGUCUGAUUUUAAGGAUACAGAGGGGGAAACUGCAGAGGCAAAAUAAAGAUCUUUGGUAGCAAAUCAAUUAUGAUGACAUCACCAUGCUGUCCCAGAACAAGCCAUCCCGGAGAGGCACACCUGUGUCGAGAGGGAACAACAGUAACUCAUCUAGUGUGAUGAUUUCUGGGGACUUCAGCUCCUUUGUUGAGAACCAGCAGGGCGAAGAGCUCUUUUAUGCCCCAGUAGGGCUUUACCGGGGAAACCAUGUGGCCAUCUGUGAUGUUGGUGACCAAGCGCAAGCCUGGGUCAGGAAGCCGUCUGUGCUUCAGGAAAUCCGGCUGAUGUAUGAAUUAAGGCAUGAAAACAUUGUUCCCAUCUUUGGUAUCUGCACAGAAUCACCCAACAUCUGCAUUGUCACCCAAUAUUGCAAAAGAGGAAGCCUUAAGGAUGUUUUGAGAAACUCAGGCAAUGAAAUUGAUUGGAUAUUCAAGCUCUCAUUUGCAUAUGACAGAGUCAACGGCUUGCUGUUCCUCCACAGGAGUCCACUGGGAUCCCUUGGCAACCUGAAGCCUUCCAACUGCCUGGUGGACAGACGGAUGCAGGUGAAGCUGUCAGGAUUUGGACUGUGGGAACUCAGAUAUGGCCGGACGUACAGAACAUAUAACGAGAGAACGACGGACGGCUCGGAUCAGACCCACCACCCGGAGUCCAACCCUCCUUCACAUGUGCGCGAAUUGAGACUCUACGACUCUUCCUACUUGUCCAAGUUACUGAACACUCCUGAGUCUCACCUUGCACUGUCCUGGGCCCUGAGCUCUGCUGGACGGCUCCCAGAGGUGCCCCCGUCGGGCACCCUGAAGGGAGACGUUUACAGCUUUGCCAUCCUGAUGAGGGAGAUGAUCCACCACCAGGACCACGAACAUUUUGAUGAUCAAAACCUGGCACCAGAAGAAAUCAUCAGCCGGAUCAAGGACCCCAGGGCAUCAGUGCCACUUCGACCUUCCCUGUCAGAAGAGAAGGGAAAUGAAAAGAUGGUGGUCAUGGUGAAGGCAUGUUGGGAUGAAUCUCCAGAGAAAAGGCCCACUUUCCCUUCCAUCAAGAAAAUGUUAUAGGAAGCCAGUCCCAGAGGCCACGUGAAUGUACUAGACAGUGUGGUGAGCAAGCUGAAAGUGUACAACAGUCACCUGGAGGAGGUGGUAGAAGAGAGGACCAACUAGUUGAUGGCCAAGAAGAGGAAAGUGGAUCAGCUUCUGUCCACAAUGCUGCCCAGGUUCAUCGUAGAACAGUGCAUAGCUGGAAGAGCCGUGGAACCAGAGCAUUUUGAGUCCAUGACAAUCUUUUUCUCUGACAUUGUUGGAUUCACACAACUCUGUUCUCUCAGCUCCCUGCUGCAACUUGUGCAGCUCCUUGAUGACCUGUACAGUUUAUUUGAUCACAUCAUUGAAACUUAUGAUGUGUAUAAGGUUGAAACCAUUGGAGAUGCAUACAUGGUGUCUAGCGGACUUCAUCGGAAUGGUACCCAAAACGUGGACGAGAUUGCCACGAUGUCCUUGCACUUCCUCAGUGCCACCAUCCACUUCCAGAUUGGGCACAUGCCUGAGGAAAAGCUUAAGCUCUGGAUUGGCCUCCACACAGGUCCCAUGGUGGCUGGCGUGGUAGGAAUCACCAUGCCCAGAUACUGUCUGUUUGGAGACACUGUGAACAUGGCAUCCAGAAUGGAAAGUAGCAGUUUGCCUCUCCUGAUUCAGGUCUCUCACAGCACUGCAGGCGCCCUGCUGGCGUUGGGAGGGUGUGAUUUGCAAAAGACUGCAUUCCAGUCAAGCAAAGGCAAAGGAGAACAAACAACCUUCUGGUUGAAGGGCAAAGAAGGCUUCACUAUUCCACUCCCCGAAUUUCCUGAGGAUGAAGCUAAAGUCCCAGAGAUCUUCUGA